This is a messenger RNA of Cokeromyces recurvatus, 865 nucleotides long. RefSeq names its product ribosomal protein L16p/L10e-domain-containing protein. NCBI's taxonomy places the organism in Eukaryota, Fungi, Mucoromycota, Mucoromycetes, Mucorales, Mucoraceae. The record is from RefSeq and is a predicted model, not a curated record. The transcript has a single exon. Gene Ontology annotation, molecular function: rRNA binding; structural constituent of ribosome. Bases 71 to 724 code for a protein of 217 amino acids. Gene Ontology annotation, biological process: mitochondrial translation. Gene Ontology annotation, cellular component: mitochondrial large ribosomal subunit; ribosome.
AUUAUAUCCUUUGUUAAUAGAAACAUUUAGCUUAAAAGAAAAACAACAACAACAAAGACAUAGAUACAGGAUGUUUACAACAGUUAGAAGAAAUAUGUUGGGCACAAUCAACACAACAUCUGACAUUGUCACUCGUCUUUUUCAACCAUUGUCAAGCAAGACAACACUACUGAACCCCCCUGCAGCCCUGACACAAUCUGUUCGCUUGGCAUCCAACUUUUCACCCAAACGUACUAAAUACCGAAAGGCACAGAAGGGCAAGAUUCCUAUUCCUGUCGGUGGAUCGACAAAGGGGACGACAGUUGAAUUUGGCGAUUUUGGUCUACGUAUAAAGGAAGGGGCACGUUUGACAGGACGACAGUUGACAGCGGUUCAUAACUUACUUAAAAGAAAGUUGAAGACCAUCAAGGGCUCACAGAUCUGGAUGCGAGUCUUCCCAGAUAUUCCAGUCACCAGUAAAGGGAAUGAAGUACGUAUGGGUAAAGGUAAAGGUGCGUUUGAAUAUUGGGCCUGUCGUGUCCCUAUCAAUCGUAUCAUUUUUGAAAUUGCCGGGAUGCGUAAGGAAAUCGCCAAGGACGCCUUCCGUUUAGCCUCCUACAAGUUACCCGUCAAGGUUGAAAUGGUCGAUCGUGGCACGAAACCCAUCGUAGGCGCUGGUUAUCUUCCUUCCUUAAAGAACAAUCCUGUUGUUUCAGAUGUUACCACAACUGCACCUCCCUCUUAGAUCUUAAUAUUUAUUUAUUUUUCUUUUUCUUUUCUUCUUCAAUCGAUCGUUUUUAUUAUAUCGUAUUAUUCUGAGGGAAACGUUGUUUAAGCAAGUUAAAUAAAUAUAGAUACAUAUACAUAUUUAUAUAUAUAUAACCCU